AUGGCGAACGGUGGCGGCGCGGUAGUGGGCAACACUGGCAAGCGACUUCCUUCCAAGCUGCAAUGGUCCAGGAAGACUAUCUUCCUCGCGAGCGGCCUCAACCUCGCAGUAUAUACGAUUCUCGGAUCAUUCUCUGGGCGGGGAGCGGGUCCACGUCACCCGCUAACUCUCCAGCCGUCGGAUCAAGCUAUCAAGCAACGUGAACCAUCAGAUUGGGAUCCUCGCGGGUCGCACCCGUUAAACCGUGAACCGGGCGCUCGCAAAUGCUCUGGAACCCACACCACCUCCGCCUCACCGCCUAGCGCGCUUCAGCCGCGGCGCCUCCCGUCGGGCCACCGCACGCCGCCGAGCCUCCUGUCGGGCCGCGACGUCGCGCGCGCGCCGAACUGCCUGCCGGGCCGCGAAGGAGGAGAACCCGCCGCGAAGGAACAGCCGCGUCGAUCUGCCCGCCGUGCAGCCGUACCGAGCCGCUGGUCCUCCCUCGCCGGCGCGACCCGGUGUCGGCCCUCCGCCUGGGCCGCAGCUCGCGCUCCACUUGGCCGCCGGCCGCACCUUGGCCUGGCCCCAUGGCCGCGGGGCCUCCAGUCCGGACCGCCGCUGGCCACAGCCCUCCGCGUGGCGCCGCCGGCCGCGCUGGAGGAGGCCCCAACCAAAGGGAGGCAGUAUAACCCGUGGCCGCCGAGCCGCCACUCCGGCCAGCCGCUGGCUACUGCCUUGGGCGCCACCGGCCACGCUGGAGGAGGCCGGAGACUACGUCCAAAGGUAGGCAGCAUUCCUUGCCGCGCCGCGCCUUCGUGGUCCUGCUCGGGACCGCCGCCGCCGCGCCGCGCCCCCGCUCGGCAGAGGCCUCGCCCGCCGGAGGCCAGAGCUCCAGUCACGACCAGGGGGGAGAGAGACAGAGACCCCGCCACCGGCCCGAGCUCCGGUCGCGACCAGGGGAGAGAGAGGGAGAUAGAUAGAGAGAGAGAGAGUGGGGAGGGACUGAGCCAGGGGAGGGCGCACGGCACCACGCGCAGCCCUCGCCCGCGCCGGCCGCCGCCGCGCGCGACAGGACUGGCAGCGUAGCGCCAACGGCAAGCGCCGGACCACCGGCAGUCCCGAUAUCGAGGACUCCGGCCGCCUGGUGGGGUUCGAGCAUUGUGCGCUGUCCCUAGCAGGUCGAGCAGUUCCUUACGGCGUAUCGACUUCCACGGUUCCAUUCCCGUUCAAUCCGGCGGAGACGCUACUCCUCUCCAUGGAAAGGAAUCUCCAACCAUUGCAGACCGUUGUUUUCCAGUUUUAUGCCCCCAAUCCAUCUUGCUGCCAGAGCUUAUGCCAGCUGAGAUACCCAUGAUCUAUAUGUAUUUGAUGAAAUGCACAACCGUGAGGCACUCUAUACACUCGUAGCUGUGGCUGAUGAAGGCAGCUCCACGAGAAACUGAAAAAUGCAACCAUCAGGAAGCUAACUAAAGUUCAGCAUGUUAUCUCUUGGGACUGCUCUACCAGAAAUAGAAGCAGGCUGCAGGCAGUUGUCCCCAGCAUAGGCAUCCACCCAGUAGAACACAAUAGAAAAGAGGUUCUCUAUCAGUACCACAUUUCAGAAGUUGAUGUAUACACCGAAAUAACUCUGCAUUGAGGUUAUUUCUGUUAUUAAAAGUUUGUGCCAGCACCGUACAUCUUUAUUUUCGAAAAUAGAAUUGACCUUUGGCAUGAAAUAUUUCAUUAAUAGUUUUAUCAGGGGCCAUGCUUAGUCUAUGAGUCAUUUUAGAUUAUAGAACAAAGUUUUCAUCUCCACAUUCUUGUAUCCCUCCACAACCAUAUUUUAUCACUACCAAAAUGUGUAUACAAAUACAAUGGACCAAUGCAAUGACCAGAAAGCAA
Messenger RNA from Panicum virgatum (switchgrass), 1860 nucleotides. Its product is annotated as protein transport protein SEC31-like. Lineage: Eukaryota; Viridiplantae; Streptophyta; Magnoliopsida; Poales; Poaceae. Bases 1 to 1065 code for a protein of 354 amino acids. The transcript has 4 exons. The record is from RefSeq and is a predicted model, not a curated record.